Molecule: messenger RNA, 603 nt
Organism: Durusdinium trenchii
Lineage: Eukaryota; Dinophyceae; Suessiales; Symbiodiniaceae
Source: the annotation of a GenBank genome assembly
AUGCAGCUGGAAUUGGUUUGGGUUUUGCCCACGGUGCUGCCCUUGGAGGCUGAGAAGAAGACCGUGCAGAUUGAUGCAGAAAAGGCUGAAGAAGAAGAAGAUAAACGAAAGGUGAAGGUGGUUGCUUUCAGCUCGGAGACCUCGCAGGGUGGGAGGAACUAUCGGAGCGAAGGGACUGAGGUGGAGACCCCGAAGAGCACCCUGGAGAACAAGGUCUUCUUGAAGCGUGACGCCUGGCAGAUGACGGGCAUCGGCAUGGAAGAAGAUUGGUCUCCUCAACGCUACAUCAUGACCUCGCAGUCCUUGAAGAAGAGACAAGAGAAUAUCUUGAUGCGAGGCUCCAAGACACGGGACCUGGUUCUCCUCUCCCAGCUGAAUUGCUGCCACUGGGACGUCCCAUCCCACCAUCCGCACCCAUCCGCCUUUGCUGGGAUGUGGCCGGGCUUCUUCUCAUUUUGUACGACAUUUGCGCUAUCCCAUUGGAGGCCUUCAACUUCCCCAGGGUCAUUUUGCAGGACAUCAUGGACUGGACUGCUUUGGUCUUUUGGACCUUGGACAUGGUCUUCAGCUUUGGCACGGGCUACUACCACAACGGCCAGCUGA